AUGAAUGCGAAACUGACGGCAACGUGGCUUCUUCUGGUGGUGUUCACAGUGAAUGAAGCACACGGCCAACUGCAGUGCUAUGUGUGUGACAACUGUCCCGACCCGUUCGAGGGUACCGCGUCCCAGCUGCAGGCCUGCCCACUGUCCGAUUCGGUGACCACCACACAGAUACCGCCCGGUGGUGAUACCACGGUCCUAACCCCACCGCCCCUUCCCACCGGCGAGGGUCCCGGCGAAAUAACAACCAUACCCGACACACCACCAACUCCAAGCACACCGGAGAUGACUCCACCACCCCUACCCGGUGGGCGCCGAAAACGUCAGGUAGCGACCGGAUAUCGUUGCUUCUGGAUUGAGCACGCUAACACCGUUCGUCGGGGCUGCGCCGCCUAUCUGGGCAAUCAGGCCGAAACUUGCACGUCCGUCAAUGGUGGAACCGUGCCAGGCGAGUGUAAACUCUGCGACUGGGAUGGUUGCAACAGUGCGGCCGGACUUCGUGUGUCGCUCGUCGCCUUACUGCUGGCCGUAGUACUUUCCGUUAUGCUCAAGCAGUAA
Molecule: messenger RNA, 555 nt
Organism: Anopheles marshallii
Lineage: Eukaryota; Metazoa; Arthropoda; Insecta; Diptera; Culicidae
Exons: 3
Coding region: 1-555 (184 amino acids)
Source: RefSeq, a predicted model, not a curated record